AUGGUGAAGCCGACCCUCAAAACUACUCCAAAUAAACCAUUACCAUUUUUCACUGCAGGUACUUUACCGGAACGUCGACAGUCUCGUGUCACUGGCAGAAUUGUGAAAGUAUACUCGGGUACAAGACCAGAGCCUGUAUUAUGUGCUGGUGAAGGUUUCCAAGCAGAUCCCCGCGACUGUGCUGUGUUCUACCGCUGCAUGAAGUCAGGAAACGGAAAAUUUACUGUUUUCAGGUUUCAAUGCGGUCCUGGUACAGUUUAUGAUCCAGAAACUGAAGUUUGCAAUCAUCCUCGAAGCACAAGACGAACAGAAUGCGGUGGUUUACUUCCUGCAGCGCCAGUUGAUCGAGUAAAUAAUAACGAAAUUGAGAGAGAGCAAAAUGAGAUACCUUCCCCAAUUACCAAUAUUCCAAUAGUAGCCUCUUCGCCGCCGACUGUUAAGCUCACAUCCACAACUUCAAAACUAUGGACAGCGUCUAGUUCCACGAUGAGUACCGCUACUAAACGGCAAGCAUCAGAAAUUCCUUCAUUAUUUACGAAUUCAUAUCCAUGGGAAUCAACUGUAGGUCACACUACUACUACUAGUAAUUCAAUGAUUUUGGCACAAAGUACAGCAACUCAAAAAACAUCGUACACGGAAGUACCAAAAUGGGUUUCUCAGUCAACUACGGUCACGGCACCUCAGUAUAAUUCUCAGGAUAAUAUUUGUACUUCAGACGGAUUUAUGGGCGACAGUGAAAACUGUCGCAAGUUUUACAGAUGUGUAGCUAACCAAAGAGGAACUUAUACCAGAUUUGAGUUUUCAUGUAGCGAAUCAACAGUAUGGGAUGAUGACACACAAAGCUGCAACCAUGCUUGGGCAGUAAAACGAAGCAGAUGUGGCAGAAGCAAUCAGAACAACCACGUGGCAACAAGAACUACUGAAAUUGCACAAACAGAUAAAACAACAGAAAAAACUAUACAACAACAAUUACAAACAAGUUAUGGUUCCAAAGUUACGCAGACUCAAACACAAAUAAGUAACGGAUCUGUGAUACAAAAUCAAACUCAAAUAAACUUUGGGGAUCGUUUAAAUCAAAACAAGGCCGCGAAAGCUGAACAAAAUCAGGCGCAAAUAAGCCAUGGGUCAGCUAUCAGCCAAACACAGACUCAAAUUGAUUAUAGUGACAAAGGUGUACAAACACAGUUACAGAUUGAUCAUUCUCAACAGUCAAGUCCAUCACAAACACAGAUUCAUGAAUCAACUACAAAUGGACCGUCAACAAACACCCAAUCUUCUCCGAGUAAUGUGGGCAAUACAUGUGAACGAUCCGGUUUUAUGGGGGAUGCCAACGACUGCAAAAAGUUUUAUAGGUGUAUAGAUAAUGGGAGAGGUGGAUAUACAAAAUUCGAGUUUUCGUGUGGUGAAGGCACAGUCUGGGAUCAAACUAUUGAAGCUUGCAAUCAUGCAUGGGCUGUUAAGGAAUGUGGAGGAAAGGGAUCUUCUGUAACUACUGGUACUACACAAGUUGCUAUAAGUACUUCUCAGUCAACACAAAAUUAUCACACAACAGCAUCAGUUCCUCUUCAGACUACUUCCGAAUUUGUAACACAGGAUUACGAAGACAGUGGUUAUGGGCAACAAAAUCAAAGUCCGACUUCAUCUUCUUCAACAACGUUAAGUUCAACAACUUCUACGUCUGCUUUAACUACUGCAAAACCACCUCCCAAUGGAAAUUGUCAGUUUAGUGGAUUUAUGGGCGACCCCAAUGACUGUAAAGUAUUUUACAGAUGUGUCGAAAAUGGUAAAGGUGGUUUUACGAAAUAUGAGUUUAAGUGCGGUGAGGGUACAGUUUGGGAUCCUGAUUUAGAUGCAUGUAACCACGCUUGGGCUGUGAAACGAUGUGGUGGUAGUUCGUCUUCCGAUAUAAACCAAACAAAAACCACGACUGAAAAGCAAAAUACACAGUUUACAACUAGUACUCUAACUACUGCAGUUACCCAGUCAACCAGUGAAAUACCUGCAACACAAAAUGAUGAUUAUGAUACCGGUUAUGGGCAAAAUAACAACGAUGUAAUGACUUCAUCAACUUCAAAGACGACUACGACGAAGCAGACACAAAACACAGACCAUAAUACAGGCAACAUUUGUCAAUUCAGUGGUUUUAUGGGUGAUCACAAAGACUGUAAAAAGUUUUAUAGAUGUGUCGAUAACGGUAAUGGAGGAUUCACGCGUUAUGAAUUUACAUGUGGUGAAGGAACAGUAUGGGAUCCCAAAAUUGAAGCGUGUAAUCAUGCUUGGGCAGUGGAAAAAUGUGGAGGAUCAGCGCAAGGACAUCAAGAAACUACAACUCAAGCUAAGCCAACAACUAUAAGCGAAGGUACAACUAUGACUGGAAGCGAAGACAGUACAAUAUCGUCCACGCCACUGCCAAGUUCUACAAUCAGUACUUCAACUUCAAUGGGAUCAGUACCAGCAAUUAGCAACGACUGCAAAAAUAGCGGGUUUAUGGGAGAUCAAAAUGAUUGCAAGAAAUUUUAUAGAUGUGUGGACAACGGUAAAGGAUCAUUUACCAAAUAUGAAUUUUCUUGUGGUGAAGGUACUGUAUGGGAUCAAAAAAUUGAAGCAUGUAACCAUGCAUGGGCAGUAAAAGAAUGUGGUAGUUUUGUAGCUUCAUCACCUAGCCAUCAGGAAACUAGCACACAGUUACAUCCAACAAUGAGUGAUGAAAUUGGUAAUGGCUACCCAUCAAAUGUCGACACUGAUUUGGACACAUCUACUCAAAGUACAACGACUCAUUCAACGACAGAGAGUUCAAAAGAACCAAGUAGCAAUAAUAACUGUGUAAGCAGUGGUUUUAUGGGAGAUAAGAAUAAUUGCAAGAAAUUUUAUCGUUGUGUGGACAAUGGUAAUGGGGCAUAUACCCGCUAUGAAUUUGAUUGUGGAGAAGGAACUUUAUGGGAUCAAAGUAUAGAAGCAUGUAAUCAUGCAUGGGCUGUCAAAGAUUGUGGUACUCUCAGUAACAUUAGUUCACCAGCACAGCAGCCUGUGGAAUCUUCAACUACAGAAACUGGAGAAAUAAGUUAUCCUCCAAGUACUGACAAAACUAGUACUUCAACAACACAUGCCCAUCCAGACAGUAGUUCUAGUGAAAUAUGUUCCAAAGAAGGCUUUGUUGGCGAUAAAAAUAAUUGCAAGAUAUUUUAUAGAUGCGUUGACAACGGCCGUGGUGGUUACACUAAAUAUGAAUUUACGUGUGGCGACGGUACUUAUUGGAAUCAAGAAAUAUUAUCAUGUGAUCAUGCUACAUCUGACAAAAUGUGUGUCGGUCAAGAAAGCAGUUCAAGUACUCAAACCCAUCAACCAGAAAACGAUGAGAUUUAUACAGAAUCUUCCAAUAUGUCCAGUUCAACAACAACCGAAAGAAACGAAAAUCAAAGUCAAAAACCUCAAGUUUCAUCUGAUGUGUGCGAAUCAGAGGGAUUUUAUGGAAAUAGUAAUGAUUGUAAAAUGUUUUAUAGAUGCGUAGAUAAUGGAAAAGGAGGAUAUACCAAAUAUGAUUUCACUUGUGGAGAGGGGACAAUUUGGGAUCCAGAAAUACAAGCUUGCAACCACGAAUCGAAUAAUAAAAAUUGUUCGUAUAGCUCUGCACCUACUAGCUCUUCAUCAACUGCAAACCAGCCAGCUUCCGUAACUGAAAGUUCAAUGUCAUCAGCGUCACAGACUCAGCAUACGACUGAAUCGACGCAAACUUCUGCAUCUUCAUCUAGUAAUUAUCAAUGUUCAUCUGAGGGAUUCUUCGCAGAUCCUAAUAAUUGUAAGAAAUUUAUAAGAUGCGUUAACAAUGAUAAAGGAGGAUAUACAAAAUAUGAGUUCUCUUGUGGUGAUGGUACAGUGUGGGUCCAAGAUAUAUUAGCUUGUGAUCACGAUACCGGUGAUACAAAUUGUAGCUCACAGACAACAAGUCGUCCAGUAACAACGGAAGGUAAUCAACAAACAACAGAAAAUAACGUGGUGAGUAGUUCGCCGACUGAAACUCAAACAAUUGAUAAGCAAGAAGAUGAAUAUGAUAGUCCGAAUUCUGAGAAACCACCACCCGCUUCAAGCAGUGGUCAAUGUACAUCUGACGGAUUUUAUGGAAAUGAAAAUGACUGCAGACAGUUUUACAGAUGCGUAGAUAAUGGUCAAGGAGGAUACACGAAAUAUGAUUUUACUUGUGGUGAAGGAACGGCAUGGGAUUCUGACGUGCAAACUUGCAAUCAUAUAGACCAAGUGAAAUCUUGUAAGCCCCAGCCAGUGCAUGACGAGAGCAAUAGUCCUAAUGAAGCUUCUAGUACUACAUCUUCAAGUCCAACUACAGCUGGGUCUACAAGUUCUAGCGCGACAACUGAAAGCUCAACAUCUUCAAGUACAACUUCGUCAUCUGAUCUUGAGCACACUACUGCGUCUAAUAAAGACACUUGUAACAGUGAAGGCUACUUCGGAAAUUCUCAUGAUUGCAAAAAGUUUUACAGAUGCGUAGAUAAUGGAAAAGGCAGCUAUACAAAGUACGACUUUACUUGCGGUGAAGGUACAAUUUGGGAUCAAGAUAUAACCACUUGUAAUCAUCCACAGGAUGUUGCUAAUCCCUCUUGUAAUCAACAGCAAGAUGGUAGUUCAUCAUCGAGCACUAGUUCUUCUUCAGCUUCUUCUUCAAGUGAUACCACAUCGACUACGGCGUCAUCAUCUUCUCAAAGUACAACGGAAAGCUCUCAAAGCUCGUCGAAUUGUUCACAAGAAAACUCUUCCAAAAAACCCCAAAAACAAAAUAUUACGUGUGACAGAGCAGGUUACUAUGCCAAUCCUAAUGACUGUAAGAAAUUUUAUAGAUGUGUAGACUGGGAUGGAGAUGGAAAACGAUUCUCCGUUUAUCAUUUCGAAUGUGGUGAGGGUACUAUUUGGGAUCCAGCUGUUGAAACAUGUAAUCAUGAAGAAUCAGUGUAUCCUCCACGUGAUUGUAGUGGUUCAGAAUCUCAAAGUGCAAAUCCACCUCCAGCAACAGAGGGUACUACCACAACACAACAAGAGACCACAAGCUCUCAAGAAAGUACUUCGACUCAAAGUACGUCAACAUCUCAAUCUAGUACAGAAUCGAGUACUACUGAGUCAUCAACUACAGAGCAAUCGACUACUUCAGAACAAACAACUACACAACAAUCAACUUCAUCAGAACAAACAACAUCUAGUCAAACGUCUUCACAGGCGACUACAGAACAGACAACUCAACAAUCAAGUAGCACUGAGCAGACUACAGAACAAACCACACAGAGUUCGUCUUCUUCACAGACAACAACAGAGCAGUCUACCACGUCUGAACAAACAACCACACAACAAUCUACCACAUCAGAAUCAAUCACGACACAAUCUUCUAGUACUACAGAAUCACAUAGUACUACCGAGGAAUCCACCACGGAGCAAUCUACCACGGAGCAAUCCACCACAGAACAAUCUACCACAGAACAAUCGACCACAGAACAAGCGACCAUAGAACAAUCAACCACAGAACAAUCAACAACAGAACAGUCAACUACAGAACAGUCAACUACAGAACAGUCAACUUCAGAACAGUCAACUACAGAACAGCAAACGACAGAACAGCAUACGACAGAACAGUCAACCACAGAACCGUCUACUACUGAACAGUCGACAACUGAACAGUCGACAACUGAACAGUCGACAACUGAACAGUCGACAACUGAACAGUCGACAACUGAACAGUCGACAACUGAACAGUCGACAACUGAACAGUCGACAACUGAACAGUCGACAACUGAACAGUCGACAACUGAACAGUCGACAACUGAACAGUCGACAACUGAACAGUCGACAACUGAACAGUCGACAACUGAACAGUCGACAACUGAACAGUCGACAACUGAACAGUCGACUACUGAACAGUCAACUACUGAACAGUCUACCACAGAGCAGUCAAACGAUAAUUCAACAUCAGACAGUAAAUGCCCUGAGACCAAUGAAGACCAAUCACUGUUUGUAUGCCCAACAUCAUUUAGAAGACAUCCAAAGUAUUGCAAUUUAUUCUACCAAUGCGAUGAAGAUGAGGAUACGCAUGAUGUUAAAAUUGCAGUAUUUACAUGCCCCAAUAAUACUAUCUACGAUGAAAGUCAAACACGUUGCUUAGAAGAAAGUAAGGCCGACAAAAAAUGCGAUGGAGAAAUAGCACAAAAAAGAAGGUUUAAAAGAUUGGAUAAAAGCUAUAAAGAACCUAUUGUGGUGACCAAAGAAAGUCAAGCAUGUCCAAGCGCUGGCUACUUCUCCUUUGAAAAAGACAGUGAAUGUUCUCCAGCUUUCUUAAAAUGUAAAAAAGACAAGAGAAAUGUAUUAAGAGGCUUAGUGUAUCGAUGUCCAAGGGGCUACGUUUUUUGGUCAAUUAGUAAGAGAUGCGAACCAGUCGACAGUGUAAGAGACUGCAAACGUUCACAAAACAAUUGGUCAGGACGAUGGGAGAUACCCGUAGAAAGAAAAAAUGUAGCGCCAUCAUAAAAAUAUUAGAAUAAGAUUUUUUUAUAAUAGAC
Spodoptera exigua (beet armyworm) is the source of this 6551-nucleotide messenger RNA. The record is from the annotation of a GenBank genome assembly. Lineage: Eukaryota; Metazoa; Arthropoda; Insecta; Lepidoptera; Noctuidae.